This is a messenger RNA of Crotalus tigris (Tiger rattlesnake), 2202 nucleotides long. RefSeq names its product coiled-coil domain containing 159 (gene CCDC159). The record is from RefSeq and is a predicted model, not a curated record. The transcript is spliced from 12 exons. NCBI's taxonomy places the organism in Eukaryota, Metazoa, Chordata, Lepidosauria, Squamata, Viperidae. Bases 92 to 949 code for a protein of 285 amino acids.
GCCCCUUUGUUGGCACGUUGAAUUGCCGCUAAACCAUCUUCCCCCCUAUCUGGUUUGGGUCAAGAGACUAUCGCUGGCAGGGGCGACCUGGAUGAUGGACGGGAGGAUGGUCACGAAGAGGUCAACUACAAUGACACUUGCCAAUGAUGAACAGAAUCACAUCAACUCUCCUAACUGGUGCUUAGCUCGGGCAAGCAGCCCUGCAUCAGCAGUGGAGUUGGCUGGGUUGGAGCCACAAGAGUCUCAUUUGGCACUGAAAAAUGAUGUGGAGCUUAUCAGAGCUCAGCUCCAUGCCCAGACCGAGGCUUUUCAAGCACUGAGCCACUCAAUUACUUUGUUAGAGCAAGAGAGCAACUACCAGCAGGGUAGGAUCAAUGCACUGGAAGAGGAAGUAAAAUUUGCUGCCCACUUAUCCCGUGGAGAGAUGUUUGAUGAGCUAAUACAGAAAAAAAUCCAAGAGCUUUGGAAAACCAUGACCAAAGAGGUAGAAGGGCUUCAGAGUUCCAUGGUCCAGAAACAAAGUUCAAUGGAGAAUCUAUCUCAAGAUGUCCUUGAGAGCAAAAAAUUCCUUUGGGAAGAGUUGGAAUCAGUUCAGGGUGAACUGCGGCGCAUCCAUCAAAAACUGAAGGACCAGGAGGUUGAUAUCACUAGAAACCUUGUCAGCAUUAAGAAAAUGCAAGAGAAUCAAAUGAAGUGCACGAAGUUCCUGACCCAACUGAGGGGCAAAACCCCAGAUGAUGGCCUAGCAGAGAAAGAUCAUAAACCAGAGACUGAAGAGCUGAAUGAAAUCUGGUCAGCUGUCAACACUUUACGCAACUCCAUUAUGAAUAACAGCACAUGGAGUGAGAAGAGGAAUUCUUUGAAAAUGAAAGAUCGAGGGAGCCGACAACACCGAAAAACUAAUUUGGUUGAUUCCAAUGUCUCUGACUCUGCCCUUCAUCAGCACUGACGCAGCAGCUCAGAGCACAGUUCCUAGAAGGGCAAAGGUAUGGAAGGAGAAUCAAGAUCCUAGAAAGAAGCUGGGUCAUCUUUGGAGCUGAAUUUUUGACAAUGCAAAUGAAAUUAAACCAAACUGCUUGGAAGACACUUGGUUUGGUCUUCACUGAUAGAAAGUUGCCUUAGAUUAAGUCAGACCAUUGAUCUAUCUAGAUUAGUAUUACCUACUUGAAAAAACUGGCAGUGGAUCUUCAGGUUUUCAGACCAGAAACUUUCCUGGUUUCACCUGGAGAUACCAAAGGGAUGGAAAUAGAAACCAAGCCAAUAACAGUAACAAUAACAACUAGCUAAUAACCUAUAAUUGCAGCCUCUCAUCUGUGGCUUACCUCUGCAGUGUUGUUUCCUCUAUUCAGGCAAGUUGUGAAUUUUAGGCCUAAACGGUCAAGCAGCUCAUUAAAGUCCCAGAAAAAGAAACAAAACUAAUAAUAAUCAAGUAAUCCUUCUUCUAAGACAUGUCUGCAUAAUAUAGAUUUAGCAAUUCACUCUUGUCAUUUGUAAAUUUUACAUUCUAAGACUAGACAUUUGAAAAAAAAUAAUUCUUUGCCAGUAUCAUGAGGUAUCCUGCAUCAGAUUACAUUGGUCUUGGAAGGCUUCUUGAGUGGUCCUUCCAUGUUGGAAGAUGCCCUCUCCCUCAUCCAUUCAUUCCACUGCUGCCAUCUCCAAACUCAUGGUUUUUGAUGGUGUUCUGAUGCCCACAUUUAGGAUUACAGGGAUGGCCUUCUUCCUUACCUUGAUUAUUACUUUCCUGCUACUUUCCUGGUCCAUAGUGUUGGAAACUUACUGGGAAUCAAGUCCUGUUUCUUUGGCACUUGAUACAGUCCCAUCUACAGAUCAAAGGAAACAAACCUGCCACUUAAUUCAGCUAGUAAAAAAACCCAGUUUAUUUAUUAAAGAUCAGCGCAAAGUAAACAGCAAUUAGCUGGCAAAAAAACAGGAUAAAGCAGGCAGAUAAAGGCAUUUUCAUAAUUAUCAUAAUAUCAAAUGACACAGAACUUUCCAGAGCAAACAAUAUGUAGGAAAUUAGUAUGGACAAAAGAGUGGCUUUUGGAUAUUCCUGAGUUAACCUUUUUAGAUACAUGGCAGCAACAGAAUAGAGAUGAAGAAUAGAACACCAAUGGUUCACUCUCUAUAUUGUACCAUGAAACAGAUUAUUUAAUGCAGUGCUUCUCAAAUUGUGGGGCGCGCCCCCCCGGGGGGGCGCGAGGC